AUGGCUUCACGAUUAUUCCCCUCGCGCCGCACGGGUCUUGCACUCGCUGCAGGCUGCUUCCUGUUCUCCGCAUUGGCUGCUGCCAAUGUUCGCCCUGGAGAUCUGUCUGUCAGCCAGAUUGAAGAGCAAUUGCAGAAUUGCCCUCUUGUGGAAUCUCUCAAUGAACACAAACGAGCUACCACCCCGGAAACCGCCAGUCUCAUGUCGAGAAUCUUCGCCGUCCUCUUUCCAUCUACCCCGGCUGUGAACUCCCUCCUCGCGACCUUGUAUAUCUCCGGCCCACCUAACUUCCUCCUGGCACUAUGCCCUCCCAACAUCGACCCUUCCUCUCUAUCAGUCAUGGUUGCCUUCGCUGUGGGAGGUCUCCUAGGUGACACACUUUUCCACCUGCUGCCAGAGAUCUUCCUUGGCGAGGACUCCCCAGACCACGUCAGUUUUGUCAUGGUCGAGCCGAACAAGAAUCUCCUCCUGGGACUGGGCAUCAUGGUCGGCUUCUUCACUUUCGUAGCAAUGGACAAGGCCCUGCGCAUCGCAACCGGCGGCCAAGGCCACGACCACUCACACGGGCACACUCACGAGGACUCCACCACCGCUUCAUCUACCGGCGCCAGCACCAAUGGCCAAUCGGGUGAACUGAAGCAGCGCAAAUCAACCAAAUCAGCCCAGGAUGAGUCCAAGGACGAGACUGCCGAAAAGGAAAUCAACCCCAGCGUCAAGAUGGCCGGAUACCUCAAUCUUAUUGCGGAUUUCACGCACAACAUCACCGACGGCCUGGCUCUCUCAUCAUCCUUCUAUGCCUCCCCCACUAUUGGUGCAACCACCACCGUUGCCGUCUUCUUCCACGAAAUUCCGCAUGAGGUCGGUGACUUUGCUCUGCUGGUGCAGUCGGGAUUCUCGAAGCGCAAGGCCAUGGGUGCGCAGUUUUUUGGCGGACACGGCGAUGUACUUGAAGAUAGCACCGUCUCUGGUCUCUGGGGAACUAGUCUGUCCUGGGGUGAUAUGCUUUUGCCUUUUACUGCGGGUACCUUCCUGUACGUCGGUACAGUGGCAGUUAUCCCCGAGUUGUUGGAGACGGGCAAGGACAAGGGGGCCGAGAUUCGGAAGACUCUUACCCAGUUUUUGGCCGUUGCUGUUGGAGCAGGAAUUAUGCUUGCGUAA
Penicillium waksmanii is the source of this 1158-nucleotide messenger RNA. Its product is annotated as Zn(2+) transporter YKE4. Gene Ontology annotation, cellular component: membrane. Bases 1 to 1158 code for a protein of 385 amino acids. Gene Ontology annotation, molecular function: zinc ion transmembrane transporter activity. The transcript is spliced from 4 exons. NCBI's taxonomy places the organism in Eukaryota, Fungi, Ascomycota, Eurotiomycetes, Eurotiales, Aspergillaceae. The record is from RefSeq and is a predicted model, not a curated record. Gene Ontology annotation, biological process: zinc ion transmembrane transport; intracellular zinc ion homeostasis.